Durusdinium trenchii is the source of this 974-nucleotide messenger RNA. Lineage: Eukaryota; Dinophyceae; Suessiales; Symbiodiniaceae. The record is from the annotation of a GenBank genome assembly.
CGACACAACAGAUGUCCUUUCAAUGCUGUUGGGAUGGCAUGAUCUUCCUGCCUCUUCAUGGGGCCUGAGGAGUCGGUGAAGGAGGUAUCCCAGGCAGAGCCUGCGGAGCCAGAGUCUGCGGAGCCUGCACCUGCAGAGCCUCCAGAGCCUGCAGAGCCUGCGCCAAGUGAAGGUGGUCCAGCUGAGAAGGAAGGGCCAGAGGAAGCACCUCAAGAGUCAGGGGUGCAAGAUGUGGGCCUUCCCAUUCCCAAGCGCGAUGGCCCGGCACCCACGUCGAACGCCAGUGCGGCAGGUGAAAGUAACGCAGGAGUUCAGAGGAGUCCAACAGUGAGUCCCAGCGCCAGUCCGCAGCAGAGUGACUCCAGAGUGCCAGCGCAGAGGAGUCCGCCGGUGAGUCCAAGCGCAAGUCCACAGCAGAGCUGGAAGCAGAGGGUCUGACAUGGUCUGACAACUGCAGCUCACAUUCAUCAAUGUUCUACCUCAUAAACACUGAAACACUCAGAAAUGGAAACUCAAACUGGAUUCACCCAUAGUGACAUUGUCCUUUCGACUCUCGGUGCAGACCGAAUCUCAAUGCAAAGCAGUGGCGAUGACAAAACCUCGGAGGUCUCAGAAGGAUAGGUCUUGGUGUGCUUUGCAUCCAUGUUACCAUGUUCAGUAAAAACCAUCAGCGGAAAUCUGCGGCCGAUGGUUCAAUUGAACAACGUCCCGGGUAGUGAAACGGUGGACUGGCCGGAGCGAUCUGGAGCCUUUCUCAGGUCCUUCAGCAACACCGAGCAAGGCGGGAUGUCUCAACAUAGCUGAAAAAAAAGCAAAAUGCUCCAGCAGCCCAGCAGUCACGGACUUUUGGAAAAAGAACCAUGCAAGACCAUGCAACAAAAAUGGUAUGACAUUGUUUGUGAGUCUGAUGGAUUCUCCACUCAUCGUUUUCACCGCGCAGUCGCCUAUCCAGGAGCUCCCCAAAGAAGAGCUGC